AUGAAGCGCCGUGUAGCCAUCAAGCGCGGCACGACCGCGCAGCCGCCGCACAAGAAGCGCGCGCUGGGAGACGACGCGUUCGACUGGUCUGGCAGCGGCAAGGGCGACUCGAACGACGUGAUCGCGUCCGACAGCGAGGCCAGCGACCAGGCGAGCGAGGCCGCGAGCGACGAGGAGGACGAGGAGCUGAAGGAGACGGCCCAGGAGAAGCGUCUGCGGCUGGCCAAGGAGUACCUGGGCAAGAUCACGGCGCAGGAGGCCGGCGGCACCGACGCUGAAGAGGACGACGAGGACGGCGUCGAGGCGUGCGUGGGCGCGCGCCUGCAGCAGGACGCGCUGGAGGCCAUGGGCAAGCUCUUCAAGCAGGUGGCGGCGUCCUACGCCGACUUCGAGUUCGACGCGGACUCGACCAAGUUCCUCAAGGGCCACCGCCUGCCCGUGACCAGUCUGUGCCUGCUGGAGGACGGCAAGACGGCCUUCUCGGCCGCUAAGGACGGCUCGCUGCUGCGCUGGGACCUGGCGGAGCAGAAGAAGACCAAGCUCUCGCUGCCCGCGGACGACGUGGCCGCCGACAAGUGCAAGACGGACAAGGACCGCUGCAUCCUGGCGCUCGCCGCCAGCUCGGACGGCAAGUUCCUGGCCAGCGGCGGCCGCGACAAGCUCGUGCGCGUCUGGGACGUGGAGAAGGGCGAGCUGCAGGAGAGCUUCGCCGGCCACCGCGACGCCGUGUCGGCGCUCGCGUUCCGCCUGCGUUCGCACUCGCUCUUCUCGGGCUCGUUCGACCGCUCCAUCAAGCACUGGAACCUCACGGAGAUGGGCUACGUCGAGACGCUCUUCGGCCACCAGAGCGAGGUGAACGGCCUCGACAGUCUGUACAAGGAGCGCGUGGUGAGCUGCGGCCGCGACCGCAGCGUGCGCAUGUGGAAGAUCCCCGAGGAGACGCAGCUCGUGUUCUACGGCAACUCGGGCUCCAUGGACUGCGUCAAGAUGGUCACGGACGAGUACUACGUCACGGGUGGAGAUGACGGCUCGCUCUCGCUCUGGUUCAACGGACGCAAGAAGCCCGUGUGCGUCAUCCCGAACGCGCACGACGGCAAGUGGAUCAGCAGCGUGGCGGUCAUGCCGCGCACGGACCUCAUCGCCUCUGGAUCGAGCGACGGUCAGAUCCGGUUGUGGCAGGCCGACCUGCAGGCGCGUACUCUGACCGCGGUGACGUCGAUCCCGCUGGAAGGUUUCGUGAACGGGCUGUGCUUCGACUCCAAGGCUCGUUUCUUGCUUGCAGGUGUAGGCCAGGAGCACCGUCUCGGCCGAUGGGAGAAGCUCAAGGUCAAGAACGGCAUUGCGAUCAUCGCUCUGCCCAGCAUAUAUGCCGCGCAGGAGGAGGGCGACGAUGAAGAGGAAGAGGAGGACGAGAGCGACGACGAGUCUUAG
Molecule: messenger RNA, 1431 nt
Organism: Phytophthora sojae
Lineage: Eukaryota; Oomycota; Peronosporomycetes; Peronosporales; Peronosporaceae
Exons: 1
Coding region: 1-1431 (476 amino acids)
Cellular component (GO): small-subunit processome
Molecular function (GO): protein binding; snoRNA binding
Source: RefSeq, a predicted model, not a curated record